UGUAAAAGCCAGGAAGGGGAGUGAGGCGUGAGUAUAAAGUUCACUCCCGGCUCUAAGUUGGAUCAGAUCCGCUCUCUGCAGAACUUCUGAAGGUGAGUCCAUCAUGGCGCUGGUGGCUGAGUUUUUGGGUCAGUUGACGCUGUCGUACGGUGGGGAAGAGGAGCCCAAAUUUCCCACAGUGUUUCCGGUUCGAGACUUUGACCCAACCAGAGACGCUGCCAGAAUUGAUACAGCCAUCAAAACUAAAGGAGUAGAUGAACAGACCGUCAUCGACAUCCUGACCAGACGCAGCUAUGACCAGCGGAGAGAGAUCGCCUUCGAGUUUGAACGGAUUGCUAAAAAGGAUCUGAUGACUGCUCUGAAGGGCGCCCUCUCUGGGUCUCUGGAGGCUCUGAUGUUGGGUCUGAUGAAGAGCACCGCCCAGUACGACGCCUCUGAGCUAAAGGCCUCCAUGAAGGGUCUAGGAACGGACGAGGAGACGCUCAUCGAGCUCGUCUGCUCCAGAAACAACGAAGAACUGGCAGAGAUCAAGAAGUUGUACAGAGAACUGUUCAAAAAGGAGCUGGAAAAAGACAUAGCAGGAGACACCUCUGGAGACUUUGCCAAACUCCUGCUUGCUCUGGUCCAGACAAGAAGGGACGAACCGUCCAACGUCGUGGACUAUGAGAAGAUCGAUGAUGAUGCCAGAUCUCUGUAUGAAGCUGGAGUAAAGAGGAAAGGAACUGAUGUGACGACCUGGAUCUGCAUCAUGUCUCAGAGGAGCAUCCCUCACCUGCAGAAAGUGUUUGAGCGCUACAAGUGCUACAGUCCGUACGACAUAAAGGAGAGCAUCAGGAAGGAGGUGAAGGGAGAUCUGGAGAAGUCCUUCCUGACUUUGGUGGAGUGCUUCGAGAACAAACAGCUGUACUUUGCCAACAGACUGAAUGAAGCCAUGAAGAGUAAAGGAGCCAAAGAGAAAGUCCUGACCAGGAUCAUGGUGUCUCGCUGUGAAGUCGACUUGAUGAAGAUCAGGACAGAGUUCAAGAAGCAGCACAAGAAGUCGCUGUACCAGACCAUCGCU
Molecule: messenger RNA, 1060 nt
Organism: Austrofundulus limnaeus
Lineage: Eukaryota; Metazoa; Chordata; Actinopteri; Cyprinodontiformes; Rivulidae
Product: annexin A2-B
Cellular component (GO): nucleus; vesicle membrane; plasma membrane
Molecular function (GO): calcium-dependent phospholipid binding; phosphatidylserine binding; calcium ion binding
Source: RefSeq, a predicted model, not a curated record